AUGUCUUCCCAAAAGGUUUUUACAACAAUCUUCUUCUUACUCUUUCUCUCAAUUAGUAUUACCGCACCAUCUAAAGCACAAUUAUCCUCUACAUUCUAUGAUGGUACAUGUCCAAAUGCAUUACGUACAAUCAGGACCUCGAUUAGGACAGCCAUAUCUCGUGAGCGUCGUAUGGCUGCUUCCAUCCUUCGUCUACAUUUUCACGACUGCUUUGUUCAGGGUUGUGAUGCAUCAAUCUUGCUAGACGACGGUCCUUCCAUAGUAAGCGAAAAGAAUGCAUUGCCUAACGUAGGUUCGGUAAGAGGAUAUGAAGUGAUAGAGGCUGCAAAGUCUGAAGUUGAGAAACUAUGUCCCGGUGUUGUGUCUUGUGCUGACAUACUUACCGUGGCUGCCCGUGAUGCAUCUGAAAUGGUUGGUGGUCCGUCGUGGUCAGUGAAGCUAGGAAGAAGAGAUUCAACCACAGCUAACAUUGUUUUAGCAAAUACCGGUUCUCUUCCCGGUUUUAAAGAUCCCUUAGAUACACUUAUUUCAACCUUUGGCAAUAAUGGACUAAGCCCAAGAGACAUGGUUGCAUUAUCAGGAGCGCAUACUAUUGGACAAGCACAAUGUUUCUUGUUCCGCGACAGGAUAUACAACAACGGAUCAGAUAUUGAUGCUGGAUUUGCUAGCACACGUAGACGUCGUUGCCCUACAAUCGAUGGCAAUGGAAAUCUUGCUGCAUUAGAUUUGGUGACACCCAAUUCUUUUGACAACAAUUACUUCAAGAACUUGAUACAGAAAAAGGGUCUUCUUGAAACAGAUCAAGUACUUUUCAGCGGUGGAUCGACAGACAGCAUUGUAAGAGAAUAUAGCAACAAUCCAAACUUGUUUAAGUCGGAUUUUGCAGCAGCCAUGGUAAGGAUGGGUGAAAUCAGUCCAUUAACCGGUCAGGAAGGAGUCAUUCGGAGGAUCUGUAGUGCUCUUACCAGCUAGUUGCUUGUUACGGAGAUCGAAUUGAUUUAAUUAGUUGGGUUUUCUUCAUCUUUGUACGUAAUCAUAUCUUCAUUCUUUUAUUUUACGAUUUCAUUUGUAAUCAUCAUAUCUUCAUUCAUUUAUUCUAAUCUUUUCAAGUGUAAAGUAAUACAUUAUUUUGUUUAUU
Molecule: messenger RNA, 1138 nt
Organism: Erigeron canadensis
Lineage: Eukaryota; Viridiplantae; Streptophyta; Magnoliopsida; Asterales; Asteraceae
Product: lignin-forming anionic peroxidase-like
Exons: 3
Coding region: 1-972 (323 amino acids)
Biological process (GO): response to oxidative stress; hydrogen peroxide catabolic process
Molecular function (GO): peroxidase activity; heme binding
Source: RefSeq, a predicted model, not a curated record